Molecule: messenger RNA, 2251 nt
Organism: Exophiala mesophila
Lineage: Eukaryota; Fungi; Ascomycota; Eurotiomycetes; Chaetothyriales; Herpotrichiellaceae
Exons: 1
Coding region: 177-1850 (557 amino acids)
Biological process (GO): L-tyrosine biosynthetic process; aromatic amino acid catabolic process
Molecular function (GO): pyridoxal phosphate binding; aromatic-amino-acid:2-oxoglutarate transaminase activity; L-2-aminoadipate:2-oxoglutarate transaminase activity
Source: RefSeq, a predicted model, not a curated record
CGGGUCUUGCCACCAUUGCCUUAUAGUGUGCAUGUGAUCCGUUUUGUUACUAUAUUCCAUUCUACGGCCAUUCCUCUCCCUUGUCUCAUUUACAUCGCUCUGCCAUAGAGGUGUUGUUUAUUUCGAAUCAAGAUUAACCCGACUAGCAUCGUCUCAUCAUCGCUAUCACUAUCACCAUGGCCCCCCAUGCAGAUGUUGAACCAGUCACCGACACAUCCAGUGUAGUCGUUCCGGAUCCAGUCCUGGUCAAGGGGGAGGUAUCUCCCAGGUUCGGCAUCGACGAUGUCUUCCCCCUUCGUCAAAAAAACCCACCUCUAUCCACCAUUGUCGCUUCCUUUUCAUCCGCCCACAUGUUCAAGAGCAAGAACUCGGCGAACAGACCCGCGGCAAAACGAUGGGAUCAUCGAAUUUCCACAGAGAGUAAACUUCGUCAGGCCUCUUCUCUCAAAGGAGCAAUGAAGUAUUUCAACAAAGACACCAUUUCGCUGUGUGGUGGACUGCCAUCACCUGAGUAUUUCCCAUUCCAUCAAGUCAGCGCAAAAACCCCUGUCGCUCCUCAUUUUGCCCAGGACCAAGUAUCUGAGGCUGCGACUUUCUCCUCGGGAAAAUACGACACCAAGACCGACGAUGCCAUGUAUGACCUGCAUAUUGCUCUCAAUUAUGGUCAAUCUAUGGGACCUGGUGCCUUGAUGCGUUUUGUGACCGAGCACACCGAAAUUGUCCAUGACCCUCCUUACUCUGACUGGGACAUCUGUAUGACGGCCGGGAGUACAUCCGCAUUGGACAUCUCACUACGCAUGUUUGUCGAAAAGGGUCACUAUGUCAUCACUGAAGAAUAUAGCUUCAGUUCUGCCAUCGAAACUAUUCUGCCCAUGGGCGCCAAGCUGCUGGGCAUCAAGAUGGAUGCCGACGGUAUGCUUCCAGACCACCUCGACGACCUCCUCUCCAACUGGGAUCCACAAGAACGUCAAGCUCCAAAGCCUUUUGUCGUCUACACCGUUCCCACUGGCCAGAAUCCCACUGCAAGCACUCAGUCGCUCCAAAGAAGAAAGGCUCUCUACGCCAUUGCCGAAAAGCACGACCUGUUCAUUCUUGAAGAUGAACCCUACUAUUUCCUCCAAAUGGAUCCUUACGUCCAAGGCCAUGUCCACACCACGGCCAGACCAUUCAAACCCGCCCCGGUCAAAGAAUUUCUCCAAAAUCUGACCCCUUCAUACCUUAGCCUCGACACCUCAGGUCGUGUGCUCCGACUCGAUUCAUUCUCCAAAAUCAUCGCACCAGGCUCCCGCUGUGGCUGGGUUACGGGUUCCAGCCAGGUCAUCGAAAGAUUUCUACGCCACAGUGAAGUGAGCGCCCAGACCCCAUCAGGCUUUGCCCUCGUCACAUUGUACAACCUCUUGGAAGUGAACUGGGGACACAAAGGCUUCCUCGAAUGGCUCAUGUACAUUCGAAGUGAAUACACCCGACGCAGAGACGUCAUUGUCAACGCUUGCGAUCGCUAUCUUCCGUCCCAGGUCGCCAGCUGGACUCCUCCAAAGGCCGGUAUGUUUCACUGGAUCAAACUGGAUGUGACCAAACACCCCCUUUACACUGAAAAGGGUUUCACCGUCGACGAGAUUCUCGAUAUUGAACAUCGUGUCUUUGAAACCCUUGCCCACCAGGGAACUCUGUGUGCUAAGGGCUCAUGGUUCAGAGCUCAGAGGAAGACUGACACCGAGCUGUUCAUCCGCCUGACCUUUGCCGCCGCCUCUGAAGAGCAGAUGAUCCAGGCUGUGGAGAAGAUUGGAGGUGGUUUGAGGGUUGAAUUUGGGUUGCCAGCCCAGUCAGCUAUGAAUGGUCAUGCCAAGUGAAUGGUGUUUGUCUGGUGUGAGGGGCCCAAGGCGCCGUUUGUCUUUCUUUGAAUGCCCUUGAAUGCAGGGUCUGAACUGCUCUGAAGCGUGGGCCCGGCAUGCUACAUGGUUCAGGGGUCUAGCAACUGGAAGGACAUUGUUUAUCUUGCCGCUUAUGUGUCAUUCAUGCAUUUUCAUGCAUCGAUACGAUAAUUCUUGGUUUAUAGUCAUUUUGUGGGUUCGCACGGCGCUGGGGGAGCAUUGCAUCACGGACACUAGAAGUGGUCGGGAGACUUAUCGACAAGUUAGGCCUGUUCAUUGAAAUGUAUAUAGCAACAUAGCAGUAAAUUCUGUACUCAGAAAAUACAUACCUACUAGGUAGUACCUAGGUACCUAGGUACUGUACCUUAUCCACAUUCACA